CUUCGCAACACGCAUGCGCGAAUACGAUGCAUCCUUUAAACAAAGUUACAUUUCGUUCAAACAGACGUGUUAAUACGUCAUAACGUCAAACAUCGAAAACAUGUCGGACUUUUCAGUUUUUGCGUCCAGGACAUGGAUCUCUCGUGUGGACGUAGAUUUUCUCAGAGCCAUCUAUUGACUCUUGACUCUCCGGACAAAAUAGAGUAAAUUUGGUAUAUUCUUAAAGACGGAAGUGAGCACUCCUGUUUUUCGACCAAGGCUGUGAACGCUGCGCAUGCAUGUCAGUUUUUGAAUGUUUAUUUACGUGUGUUAUAUAUGCUUAUGAGUUGUUCCCAAAGAUACAGAGCCUCAAUUUGCCUCUUAGUCUAUCCCACUGCGGUAUGGCAGCGGCAGCAGAAGCGCCAGAGGACCGGAGCAGCUGCGCACAGGGCGCGCUAACAGGUGACGGGGAACCUGAGGAGGCCGAGGACUUUACCUGCUCUGCCUACUGCUCAGAGCUCUCCCGGCGGCAGAACGAGCAGAGGAAGUCGGGGCUGUUUUGCGACGUGACCCUAGUCUUCAGCUCCGGUGUGGUGUCUGAGGAGGAGAGGGUCCAGACCUUAUCCGCCCACCGCUCAGUGUUAUCCGCGGCGUCGCAGUACUUCACGCUGCUGCUGGGCGGACAGUUUUCGGAGUCUCUGUCAGGGCGAGUGGAGCUCAAAGAAUGGAGCUCGGCAACCGGACCCGACCCAGAAACAGUAGAGAGUGUCAUACAGUUCAUGUACACAGGACAAAUCAGGGUAACCACUGCCAAUGUGCAUGAAGUGUUGGAACUGGCUGACAGGUUCCUGUUGCCGCAGCUGAAGAACUUCUGUGGAGAGUUCCUGAUGAAGAAGUUGAACUUAUCCAACUGUGUAGCAGUGCACAGCCUCGCCCACAUGUACACCUUGGACCAGCUGGCCCUGGGAGCCGCCAAGACAAUUAGAAGAAACUUCCACAAAAUAAUCAGCAACGAGGAAUUCUUCACAUUGCCAUUUCACCUGGUGCGGGACUGGCUGUCAGACUCGGGAAUCACUGUGGAUUCUGAACAGGAGUUGUUUGAGGCCAUAGUAAAAUGGGUGCGCCAAAACGCAGACGAGAGAGAGAAGCAAUUUGAGGAGCUGUUCAGUCUUUUACGGCUGCCUCAGAUUUCUCCUACCUACCUGACACGGGUGGUGAGGAAGGAGCCCUUAGUGGCAAACAAUGCAGCCUGUCAACAACUGGUGUCUGACGCCCUCGAGGUCCACGCUGUUCACUUUGAGAACCUCAAGUCAGCUGAUUUAGAGCUCUGUGCCUCCUACAUGGCCUCAAUCCAGCCUCGUCUAGGCCAGAACAUGGACGUAAUCAUGGUAGUGGGUGGUGUUUCAGAAGGUGGAGACUAUCUGAGUGAGUGUGUGGGCUACUUUGUUGCUGAGGACCGUUGGGUAAACCUGCCACACAUUCACAACCACCUCGACGGACAUGCUAUUGCAGUCACUGACAGCCAUGUUUAUGUGGCAGGCUCCAUGGAGCCGGGCUUCGCCAAGACGGUGGAGCGCUUCAACCCCAACCUCAACACCUGGGAGCAGGUCAGCAGCCUGACCACCCGCAAGCACUCCUUCGGCCUCACGUGUGUCAAAGACUUGCUCUACAGCAUCGGUGGUCAUGGCAACUUCAGUCCAGGCUUUAAGGAUGUUACUGUCUACGAGCCUGAGCAGGACGAGUGGCACAAUCUCGAGCCAGCACCCAAGAUACUGCGAGAUGUAAAAACGGUGAGCGUAGAGGACCGCUACAUCUACGUGAUGGCCAGGACUCCUGUAGACAUGGAUAAUGAGGACGGACUGAGCACUGUGACCACCCGCUACGAUGCAGAGACUCACAAGUGGCAGGAAGUGGACUCCUUACCGCUUAUUGAUAAUUACUGUAGUUUUCAAAUGGCUGUUGCAUCCACUAACUUCUACCACACAGCUUCUUGUUGCGCAAAGAGCUACAAGGUAACACUUGAGACUGCUCAGCAGAAAAUAAGCAAAAAUAUCUCUGACGACAUCCUCGACAGCCUGCCUCCAGAGGUCAUUAGCAUGGAGGGUGCGGCUGUUUGCUACCUGGAUGAAGACAUAUUCAUCAUUGGCGGCUGGAGGAACUGCAGCAACAUGGACAAGCAGUACCGCAAGGAGGCCUACCGUUACUGUGCUGAGAGGAAGCGCUGGAUGCUGCUGCCCCCCUUACCUCAGCCACGCUGCAGAGCCGCAGCCUGUCACAUGCGCAUCCCGUACCAUUAUCUGCACGGCUGCCAGCACUACCCCAUGCCCCAGAACCUGGCUCGCCAGCGAGACCGCAUGCAGCAGAUGCAGCAGCUCCAUCGACGCACCCUCACUCUGCGCAGACAGCUGCAGUCUCAAAUCGAAUGUUGAGAGCUUCUUCUAGCAAGCACUUAAUCUGCUGAUAAAUGCCUUGUUGCGACAACACAACUUUAACCUUAUUUAUUUUUCUUUUAUUGAGGUGAAAUAUUUGCAUGGACUUACCUGGGGCUGGUUUAGAUUAGCUUUUUUUAAAUGUAAGAAUUAGCCAGACAUGCUACUAAAUUAUCAGUCUUAAAUUAUAAUUAGUAUGCCUUAGUUUUAUUCUGCUAGCCAAUUAAACUUUAAUUGCUGUGACAUUCUCUAAAAAGAUUGUUGAUUUUCAUUGCUAAACAACUGUAGCUUUAUAUGUGUUCUGUGUUAACACCUCACAAUGUCAACGUAUGUUCAAGACAGUUGACAUUCACACUUUUAGGUGAAAUUUCAGUGUUGUGUGGAGAUGUAAACUUAGCAAAGUAAAUGAUGUCUGUUUAUUGUGAUGUAAGUUCGUAGAUGAUUAUACAUUAGAAGUGUGGGGAUAAUUACCUUACUGUAACAACCAGCUGAGCUUUAACUUGUUACUAAUUUGUCUUCUACCUCCAGUUUCCAUCAUGCUUUUUUUGCACUGUAGGGUUUAAAAUAUCUAAAUGUAGAUUUUAGAUUGUACAUGUAUGCCCUACUUGAACAGACAAUCAUGUUUCAGAAUAUUUGUAGCACAACCUAAGUAUUGAGCAAAGCACAUGUUGGGGAGCAGGAUGUUCAGUGAUGAUAUGUUCUCCCCUCAUUAAAACAUAAGCUUGCUUAAUACAGUGUUGCACUAAAGUAUGUGCAUUGCUCUUUAGAUAUUGUACAACACUUUUUAUUUGUUUAAAGGUGUAUGAUUUAUUUCUUAAGUAUUUCACCUGGUCAAAUAUUGUUUUAUUUUAUUUCCUAGGUUGUUGCAUAGCUUGAAAGAUAGAACGGCAUAAUAAUGAUGAGAAGGAGGUCUAUUUUUAUUUAAAUUAAAAAUGUGUUGUCCCAUUCCAUGUGGUUAGGACACUGACUAAUGGCUGAAGUGAUUAAAGACAGUGGCUUUGUUGAUUGUUGUGUUUGUUCUGCCUUUGUGCUUCUGGCAGAAUUAGUACUGCCUCUUACUUUGUCUCACUGCACUUUGAAAUGUGUGAAACACAUUCGACCACAAGGCUGUUAUGUAUGUGUGCAUGGUUCUCUCCAUGUUCCCAAAUGUGCCAUAAAAUCCCAGCUGUCCCUUUUUAUUAAUACAGUUGAAUUAACUGUAUUAUCUGCACUAAAAGACCUUGAUUGUUGACUUAAACAUUGUACAGUGUUGCUUUUUUUGACUUCCAUCCUCUGACUCAAAACACAAUGUUGUGUGGACCAGUUGCUCAGCGCAGUGUACAGGCGCUGUUGAAAUAGCCUGUGGUAUCCCCAGCCAAGCUCUCUAUAAAUAUUAUCUAAUAAGGCUUUGUAAGGUUACCAGUUUUCCGCUAACAUAAUGUACACUGUACAUUAUGUGAACAUUAUUAAUUGAUGAAUGGAAAUAAAUUGAGUUGUAUGUGGAGGUUUUGAAUUUUCAAAAAGAAAAGAUCAUGUGAAGUGCAACCACAUGAACAUAGGCAGAUUUCAGUCGAUGACAGUAGUUUACCAAGGUUUCAAUUUCAGAAUUCUUCCAGGUUUGCAUCAUUUUGUUAAGUUUGAUUUUGAUGAAAGUAUGAUUUUUCAGUGCCAUAUAUUCAGAUUUCAUGCAGCCAUGUGUAGGCCUGCUGUGUUACAUAUAGUGUCAUUCCAUUUGUAUGUGCAAGAGCAAGAAAGUGUACAGACAUUUGCAAUAAAUUAUGAAACCAG
This is a messenger RNA of Cottoperca gobio, 4175 nucleotides long. RefSeq names its product kelch-like family member 11 (gene klhl11). The coding region runs from base 279 to 2408 and encodes 709 amino acids. The transcript is spliced from 2 exons. The record is from RefSeq and is a predicted model, not a curated record. Gene Ontology annotation, molecular function: protein binding. Lineage: Eukaryota; Metazoa; Chordata; Actinopteri; Perciformes; Bovichtidae.